AUGUCUAGCGUGGCGUCGGGAUCAGCUUCGGGAUCAGCUUCGGGAUCUGGAUCUGGGUCUGGAUCUGGGUCUGGAUCUGGGUCCGCCUUGGGCACAAAUUCAGGCACAGGCUCAGGCUCGGGGAUCGGGUCUGGAUAUGGAUCUAGUGGUGCAUUCAGUUUUGCAAACUCUCCAUUCCAGACGGACAAGCAGCAAAGUGGCCCCACGGGCCCCCAUGCCAGCCAACUUAUGGAUACAAUUCGCGAUGUGGCGGUCUUUGCUUGGGGUAUCGUGGGUAUCAAUCGUUCUUUGGAACAGUAUAAAUAUGGAACCCCGUCGGGUGAUGCACAGCCUGAGGAUGCGUUUAUGGAUGAUGCUUGA
Molecule: messenger RNA, 360 nt
Organism: Penicillium manginii
Lineage: Eukaryota; Fungi; Ascomycota; Eurotiomycetes; Eurotiales; Aspergillaceae
Exons: 1
Coding region: 1-360 (119 amino acids)
Source: RefSeq, a predicted model, not a curated record